Molecule: messenger RNA, 2836 nt
Organism: Clarias gariepinus (North African catfish)
Lineage: Eukaryota; Metazoa; Chordata; Actinopteri; Siluriformes; Clariidae
Gene: f9a
Product: coagulation factor IXa
Exons: 8
Coding region: 34-1521 (495 amino acids)
Biological process (GO): proteolysis; blood coagulation
Cellular component (GO): extracellular region
Molecular function (GO): serine-type endopeptidase activity; calcium ion binding
Source: RefSeq, a predicted model, not a curated record
CCGAAGCGUGGAAUAAAUUUGUUCUCCACAGGCAUGGCUACAUUCGCUGUUCUUUUUCUUUUUUGGGUUUUGCUACAGCAACAGCUGCAGAUCUUUGCAGGGCCAGUCUUCCUGGAUAAGUGGGAGGCAGAGAUUGUUUUGCAGAGGCCCAGGCGUGCAAACACAGGUGCCCUUGAGGAGAUUUUAAAAGGGAAUUUGGAAAGAGAGUGCAUAGAGGAGAGGUGUAGCUUUGAGGAGGCCAGAGAAGCCUUCGAAAAUGAUGAGAAAACAAUGGAGUUCUGGUCUGGUUACGCUUAUGGUAACCAGUGUAAAUCAACACCGUGUAAAAACCAGGGGACAUGUGAGUUCCAAAAGAGCACCUACACAUGUCAUUGUCAACCAGGUUUCACUGGACAGAACUGUGAAAUAGUGACUGUCAAGAACUGUGAUGUUAACAAUGGUGGCUGCAUGCAUUUCUGUUCUACAACGGAUACUCAUGUGGCAGUGUGUUCCUGUGCUACUGGGUACAAACUUGUGGAGAAGGUCAAAUGCGAGCCUGAAGUGAAGUAUCCCUGUGGUGUAAGAAAACUGAGCAAAAGGAUUUUUGUAAGGUCUUUAGGCUCUAACAUGACCAACAGAACAGAACCUAACAAAAUUCUUACACAUGCAAGUGUUCCCAUCACCAACCAAACUACAAGCCAAAAGAAAGGCAAAAUCUCAUCUAAUCGUUCCAAGCUGCCCAUAGGGUUCUAUAACACCACUGACUGGAUCAACAAUAGAACUCGCAUCAUUGGUGGAGAAUCAGCAUCAUCACCUGGAGACAUUCCCUGGCAGGUGGCGUUGGUGCUGCGCUCCACCCAGCAGGUGUUCUGUGGAGGUUCUAUUCUAAGCCAGCAGUGGGUCAUAACUGCAGCACAUUGUAUAGAAGAGAGCAAGCAGAGACCGUUUUUCGUCAGAGUCGGUGAGAACAAUGUCAACAAGAAAGAAGGCACAGAGCAGGAUCUAGAGGUGGAAACAGCUAUAAUGCACCCUCUCUUUGAUCCACCCAAGAGCCAAUACAACCAUGACAUUGCUCUUCUGCGCCUACGCAACUCCAUCAUUUUUAAUGAUCAUGUGCGGUCCAUCUGUAUUGGACCCAGCGGCUUCAGCAAGUCCCUGCUUCAAUCUGGCACACUGGCUACCAUUAGUGGUUGGGGCCGGCUGUCCUUUCAAGGACGAACUGCAGAGACACUUCAGAAAGCUGAAGUGCCCUAUGUGGACAGAACCAAUUGUAAGGAAAGCAGCAGUGACCUAAUCACGCACUACAUGUUCUGCGCUGGCUACCAGAACGCAUCCCAGGACGCAUGUCAAGGGGACAGUGGGGGACCCCAUGCCAACCAUUAUUAUGAAACUUGGUUCCUUACUGGCAUUGUUAGCUGGGGGGAGGAAUGUGCCAAAAAGGGAAAGUAUGGCAUAUACACACAGGUAGGCAACUACUACAAAUGGAUACAGUUUGUCAUGGGUAUCACCAAAAAAAUGCCAUAUAGUACUGUUGAGUCUUAAGUAGAAGAUUUUCAUUUCUCAGGACUGAUGAUAAUUAAUAAGUGCGUAAGUAUGUGUAUGUGUGUGUGUGUGUGCUCUGCGAUGGAUUGGCACCCUGUCCAGGAUGAACCCUGCCUUGUGCGCUAAGUCUCCUGGGAUAGGCUUGUGGCCCCUUACAACCUUGUAUACAGGAUAAAGCGGUAUAGAUGAUGAAUGAGUAAGUGAUAAUUAUUUCAAGAUUAAAAUUGUUUACUAUUAAGCAGUACAGUGGAACCUCAGAUUGCGAGUACCGUGGUUUGCGAGUGUUCCGCAAGAUGAUCAAUGAUUUUUAUCGAUCAAAUAAAUUUUAACUUGAAAAACAAACAAAUCUUGGUUUACGAGUGCCAAGUAUCAUCAUGUCAUGUGAUCACAACUGAGACAAAGUUUUUUUCUCUCUUGCGCUGUGGAAUUGUGGGUAAUUGUCUUCCCUGCUCGGUCUUAGUACACGUCUCUCACUUAUAUAAUCAACAUCUGUACAUGUGUGUAUUGUUUACCAUAACACUGUCACUAUGUGUCUGCGCGUAAAACAUCUUUUUUGUGUUUGUAUCCUUUUUUUAUGCGUGUGUGAACAGCAUGCCUGUACUGUUUAUUAUAACAUACAUGCGUGUAAUGCAAAAGCAAGUCACAUUAGAGAGUUUAAAGAUCCAUUUUCUUUCUCUGUAUCAGCCUGCAGUUUGUGUCUGUGUGCGCUUGCGUCAUUGGAUACUGUGCCCCCUCACACAUACACACAAACACACACACACACACCCUCCUUCUCUCGCCUUCACACAUACACAGACACACACACUCUGCUCUACGUAGAAAUACUGCUUUGUCGCAAUUCUUUUCAAAGGUAGAGUGCAGGUAAUUUUUUUUUUACUUUACAGCAGUGAUUCUGUUAGUGUUUCCGUUAAUGCGUGUGUGUGUGUGUGUGUGUGUGUGUGUGUGUGUGUUUACUGUGUAAGAUGAGAAGCCUUUAAUUUUACUUUAGCCUCACACACAUACACACACACACAGCGCCUACGCGCAUAAACAGUAUCACUUAUCUGUUGGGAUUUAUUUUUAUUUUAAAAUGCAGGUUAAUUUUUUUUUUUACUUUGUAUUUUGUAUUAAUUAUUUUUAUGUAUUUAUUUUUUUGGACUGUGGAACGAAUUAUUUGAGUUUCCAUUAUUUCUUAUGGGAAAAUUCACUAUGAUUUACGUUUUUAUUCCGAAAUGAAUUAUGCUCGUAUUCUAAGGUUCCAUUGUACUUUUAUAUAUAGAUAUAUAGAUAGAGGUUCUUUUGUCGACUGUGUAAAAAGACAAGCCAAAAAGACAAA